Molecule: messenger RNA, 3034 nt
Organism: Monomorium pharaonis (pharaoh ant)
Lineage: Eukaryota; Metazoa; Arthropoda; Insecta; Hymenoptera; Formicidae
Gene: DUBAI
Product: ubiquitin carboxyl-terminal hydrolase 35
Exons: 3
Coding region: 306-2957 (883 amino acids)
Biological process (GO): protein deubiquitination
Cellular component (GO): cytosol; nucleus
Molecular function (GO): cysteine-type endopeptidase activity; cysteine-type deubiquitinase activity
Source: RefSeq, a predicted model, not a curated record
AUACAUACAUACCGAUAAAUUUAAAGAAGAGACGGCGUAUAAAUCGCGCUUUAUUCCCUAGUCGUGCGGGAGUUUUGUAAAUAUUACGACAUGUAUCUUCUCUUUGGACCAUUACAUCUUGAGUAGCAUAUGAUUCGUGCCGUACUUGCUCUUUUUUUUCCUCCUUUACUGCCUUUUCACCACUAUGGGAUAACUUUGAUUUUCUUGAGACUCAUCGUCGAUUGAAGGUUAAUUAUCCCGUGUUUUUAAUUGUAAGCUAGGAAUAAGCGACGUGACGAGGUCUCGAGUUGCACCCGGUCGACGAGAUGGACACCGAGUACGUAAUGAAGAACGAUAUCGGGCACUGCUUGAAACUGAUAGUGUCGGGGGACGACGCGGCGGUUAACGACGGCUGGCUGAUGCUGCAGAAUCUGCAGGAUCGCGAGGAGCUCGGCCAGCAGUUGACCGACUGUGAGGACACCUUAAGGGAUAUCCUUCGGGGUAAGAUAGCGAACAUAUCGGAGGUGCCGAAGAUCAUGGCCUGGAUGUCGAGGCACAUCUCCGAGAGGCGUUUCAACAUUAAUCCGAUCUCCAACGACGUUGCCCUGCUACUGCAGAACACGGACAUCGACGACAUGUCGCACCUGACCGAGCUGCUUGGUGUGCUCACGGAUCAUCGGGUAUACCUGCCCAGGUCGGCGAACCACACAAGACUCUGCGAGGCGGUAGUCACGAGCCUGUCCACCUUUCAGAUGCCCUUGGAGCCGAAAAAAAUAUCCGAGUUCUAUGACAACACCGCCAAGGUCUUGCAGUUUCUCAAGACGCUCUGCUCGAACACAAAAAACGGCGAGCAUGACAGUCUAAUGUUUACCUGCCUUCAGACUCUGUACCGUAUUAUAUCCGACACAAACAGAAAGCAGGAACCUGGCCCGGGACUCGCCGUCAUAUUACAGGUGGUCGAGACCUCCAUUAUCCCACAGGCAGUGGACUGGAUUUUGUCCCAGUCCCACACUGACCAUCAACUGAUACAAGCCUUAAAAGUUCUGUGCAAUUGGCUACCGAAAUGGUGUGAGGAUCGGCUAAGUGUUUGGAUUAUGGAAUUUAUACGUGGUUUGGAGAAACAGCACAAGUAUACCACUCUGCUUGAGCUAACGGAAUCUUCGAUAGACAUGCUAGCGUUAAUGUGCCGAGUGUUGCUGAUACCAGUGAUUCGCCAGAAUGCCUCCAACAUUAUAUUUUACAUUCUGAAGCGGCAUUCGUCAUUGUCAUUCGUUCAGAAUGUAGUUAAAAGAAUACCGGCAUUGAUAAAAGACCUGAUGAAGGAGAAUUCGGAUUCCAGUAAAGAGUGCAUACAGAAUUUGGUUGACAUCAUGAAAGUGUACAGUCAGAGAUUUCCCACCUGUGUACCUUGUGGCAACACAGAAAAUUAUCCCUUCCCCGUACUGCCACGUAUGCAGGUUGUUCGAGAACUUUGCAGGGAGCUAGUGUGGAUAGACGAGACAAAAGAGUUUGAGUCAGUUGUUGAACCAGAAAGGCCAUUGUCUGAAAAGGUUGGCUUGUCCAAUCUGGGUAAUACCUGCUACAUGAACAGCGUACUACAGGCUUUACUGAUGACCAGACAGUUCUGCCAAGAAGUAUUGCAUUAUCGUCCCUUAAAUGAAUCAAGUAAAACACUUUUGAUAGAGAAACUUCAAAAUUUGUUUGCAUUACUUUUAUAUUCCAAGCGAAUAAGUUUGGCACCGACCGAGGUAUUACGAGCGUCACGACCAACAUAUUUUUUACCUGGCCAGCAACAGGACAGUUCAGAAUUUCUUUGUCAUCUUUUGGAUGUCCUGCAUGAGCAAGAAAAGUCCAUUAAUUCAAACUGUGGAGGAAAUGAUAGUACGGCUCUUAAAUGUAAAAUAGAGAAGCAGGAAGACGACGUGACAUUGCCGAUGGAAUCAACAAAAAGUAUUAUUAAACGUUGGACAACUGAAGAGGACUUAACAGAAGGUUUGGCUUUGCAACGGAAAACACAGUCAUUGGCAGAUUUUACACGAGGUGAAGAGCUAGGACAACGGCUUAGCGAUUCUCAUUCAGAUUCGACUGACAGCGGUAUACAAUCUGUAGGCGGUGAAGAGACAGGCAUGCACACGUCUCUUGUACAUAAGGUAUUGGGCGGAGAAUGUCAGAUUACUUAUCAAUGCGCACAAUGUGACACCAGUUCUCGCAAUACGGACAAAUUUCGCGACCUGCAGUUGUGCUUUCCCGAAGAGAUACAGGAGAAUCAAGAGGUUUCCGUUCAAGAUUUGAUCAACUAUUAUCUCACGCCAGAAAAGCUCACUGGGGAGAAUAAGUAUCGUUGCGACAAGUGUAUGAAAUUAUGCGACGCACAGAGAAUUAUCACGAUUUUGCAAGCACCCGCGCACUUGAUUCUAACGUUAAAACACUUCCGAUACGACUUUGAUACUCGAUUAAGGACGAAACUUCGACACAAAGUAGUAUAUAAUGAUACCAUACAGCUGCCAGUAUCGGCAAUUCCAUUUACUGUAGCCGAAACGUAUCAUCUGUACGCCGCUGUCGUACAUUCUGGAUACAGUAUGGAUUACGGACACUACUUUACAUACGCUUGUGAUUCUAAGCAGAAUUGGUACAAAUUUAAUGAUAGCUUUGUAACUCAGACUACGUUCGAAGACUUCAAGAGCAUGAAACCACCCGACACGCCGUAUAUAUUGUUCUACGAGAAAUCCGGAGCUCACGACGGGAUUUACGAGGACGAUAAGCCCGAAUUGUCGACUCUAAGUAAACGUAUACAGGAAUUGAUAGCGAAUGACACUACGGAUUACAUUGAUGAGCUCAGACGUCGAGCGGUAGCCUCGCAACGUAGUCAGCUUCCGACAAAACAAUUGAGACAGCACAACAAUUCCGACGAUGAUAAUCCGCCACCUAGUAGUUGUCGUGGUGCAAUUGACGUUCCAGCGAAUCGCUUUCUUUAUUGAAUGAGAGAAACUGUUAUGGCGAUAAAUUUUGCUGAUUGCAAACAACUCUGUAUUUGUUCUAAAUAAAAAAAAAAAAA